This is a messenger RNA of Syzygium oleosum, 803 nucleotides long. RefSeq lists its product as uncharacterized. Bases 292 to 717 code for a protein of 141 amino acids. Lineage: Eukaryota; Viridiplantae; Streptophyta; Magnoliopsida; Myrtales; Myrtaceae. The transcript has 2 exons. The record is from RefSeq and is a predicted model, not a curated record.
UUUUCAACGGUGGAAAGGCCAUAAACCGAGCAACUUCCAAAGAUUCUGGUCCCAUGAAAUCAUGGCCAUUUGUUCUUCUUUUCUCGAUUCUGAAAAGAUAAGUUCGAAGAUAGAAGAUGAACUUAAACUUCAUGCUCCUCUUGUUUGCCAAAACCUCCUUUGUUUUUUGAUUACCAUGUACGAAGGUGUGCUUGUGUAAGUUAGUCUAUACUAGGUGGAAGAGUGACGUGCUUAAAAGGACUUGGGAGGACAAGUAGAAGCAUCAGUGGAGAAGGUUCAUAAGAAAAAAAAAUGACAGGAGUGCUUCUCAUUUUCCUCUCCUUCCUAUGUAUUUUGGCAUCUAUCUCUCCUUCAGAGACAUCUGCAGCAGACUCAUUGCAGAAACCCGACUUGCUAGACAGACGACUGAACGGAAAAGGGAGGAGUGACAUAAAGCACAGCUCCAACUUUGCCCGUGGCAUUCCGCGUAGCGGCUAUGCCGGAGGCAACACACAUGGAGGGGGCGAGGGCGGGACUAAUGGCGAAUCGGGAUCGUCAUCUCCAAAAGGCGGUGCAGCUGUGAUCCCCAUAUAUGCUGGCGCCGGCGCUAACAAUAACCACCACCAGAGCGUCCACCACGGUUCCGGCGCCUGCAUCAGGAGCCGUGCGCGAGUCCAUGCUCUCAUUGCAGCCGUACUGGCCCUCUGCUGUUUGUUCAUAGAGAAUGUUUGCAUUUGAUCGCGCGACAUUCACAAUAGAUCUCGUGUACAUAGAAACAGUAACUUAAAACUCUGCAAUAAAUGCAAAUGUGUAGCUUGUUUCCA